Molecule: messenger RNA, 8282 nt
Organism: Paramuricea clavata
Lineage: Eukaryota; Metazoa; Cnidaria; Anthozoa; Malacalcyonacea; Plexauridae
Source: the annotation of a GenBank genome assembly
AACAAAGGCCAAAAAGGAGAAAAGGUACUUCUAAGUUUACUAUUUUUUUUCUAGCAGUUUUAAAUAAACUUUCAUAACUUAUUCACGUUAAAACCACCUCGGUUGAAAACGAAGACUAGUAUCGAUUAUUAUAAUAAACCUUUUUUCAUUUCAAAUUUAUGUAGGGUGAUAGAGGCGACUCUGGUCCUGUGUUUACAGUCAAGGUAAAACAUUUAAUAACAAUUUAUUUACUGCAUAUCAAAAGGCCGAUUUUGUAACCUAAAGCUACGUUUACACGCUGCGAUUUGUCGGGCCGAUUUUGGUAAAUAAUCGAUGCCCCUUCUUCGACAUUUAGCGAUUUAAACGUUGAAUUGAAGCAGUCCGCUCUCUCGUUUGUUUAUAUUAUAGUUUUCUGCGUGCGAAAAGUUUUCAACAACUUUACAACGGAAGAAAAAUCGUUGAAUCGUGAGAAAAAUCUGUGAAUUGUUAUAGAUUUUUCUCCCGAUUUUGUGAGCAAGGUGCUGACGCGAGUACUCACGACAGGUUAUUUACAUACAGCGAGCAAAAUCGGCCCGACAAAUCGCAGCGUGUAAACGUACCUUUAAACGGUUAAAUUACAUCAGUUUUUUUUUCCUGUCCCAUCACCAUGUAUGAUUUUUUUGCCACUUUCUCUUUCGCAGCGUUUUUUUUUCAAUAGCUUAUACUAUUUAGAUUCUUUAAUUAUAGUUAACGUUGAGUUUUCUAGCUUCAUGCAUUGCUUUUAAUAAUACAUAUUGCUAUGAGGUAUAACAUUUGGUUCAGGGCCUCUUUUAAGGAUGUGUAACUGGAGGGGACAUAUUUAGCGGGGGACCUGGAGAAGUUCCAGUCGGCAAGUCUGUGUCGCUGCAGCUACCUGCAGCAUAUAUAUGCAUGGUUUAACUAAUAAGUAUGCGCCAUAGGGCCUAGGAUUUUGUGACUACCGAGUCGACCACCAAAGGUGGGAGCCACUAGAGGGGUCUGGGGGCAUGCCCCCCAGAAAAUGUUGGAUUUCUUGAAGCUCAGAUAAGCUAUUUCCAGCACUUUGAGGAGUUUUCCAACAAGAAAUUAACCUUAUACUAGUCCCUGAAAAUCAAACCAGCUGAUCUUCUGUGACUGGUCAAAUCGAUCCCUGCAACCAUGCUGUUUUGCAAAUAAUGGGGCAGGAUAUUUCUCCCUCAGUUUGUUAGUGCAGGUUUUUUUUUUUGUUCAGAAUAGCCUUGCAGGAAUUUUUUUUUCAAAAUCACCUCCCCCCCAAAAGUUAAAUGGUCGGCCCCUAAUGACACACUGCGGUAAAAACGAGAUAAAAUUUUUGCUUUCCGGUGGGGGGAGGGAGGUGCGAAAUGAAGGGGGCCCAAACUUUUGAGUUCACCCCCUCCCCCCAACAGCACGGCCCUACUUGCAGGCAUGAUCUCCAACUCUCGUCGACUCUUGUUAACUUUGAGCUGGUUGAAAAAACGUAGAGAGGUUAUCAUAGAGCUGGUACCUUAGUAAUGACUGUCUUCAAGGGCCCCUUCAAGCUUCAAUAUUGACACAAUGCAUACUGAAUUCAGUUUGUAUUAAGAUCAGUCACUAAUAUUUCUAUUUCCAUCCAGCCCGACAGGGGUGAAAAGGGAAAAAAAGGGGAACAAGGGGAUACAGGCUUACCUGGACCCGACGGAAUUCCUGGUGUCACGGUAAGAAAUUUUAAGUCUUCUCACAUUUAGUGAAAUUUCCCCGUCACAGACGUGGGGUCUUGCGCAGAGUCGUGUUUUGUAUGAUUUUCGAGUCAAACUUAAUUUCGAUCAUUAAACGCGACCUGUUUUCUUUCCUGGUGUAAGAAGGCUCGAGAUCCACAUUAUACAACAAGUAAUCUGUGGUUAAUUACCAUCUUGAGAGGUUAAUUUUGUAAUUUUAAUUUAUAGUUACUUUUGAAAAGAGGUAAUUUUAAUCGGAAACAAACCAAACCAUGUAGUAGGCGUAUUCUGUAAUCGGAAGCUAUAGUAAAUUCUUCAAAUUUGAUCUUACAGUUUGGUACGCUAUUCGCUGGCUACGAAGUUCGCUAGGUGUCAAGCGUGUGUAAAGCUGUAGUAUUUCAGUCAUUUCGCGUCCAAAUUACCGUAUUUUCAAUGGGGAAAUGCGGUAAUUUAAUUUUGCAGCUCUGUUAAUGGAAACUAAAUUUCUCUUUCUAUCCAGGUAAACGUAAAAGGCACAAAGGGAGACCAAGGUUUCAAGGUAUAAAAGUCCUACAUCUCUUUAAGAAUGCAUUUGUACAUUUAUUUUUAAAUAAACUUUGCUGAGUCUAUACUUGAAAUAUUUCUAGGGAGAAAGAGGCGAUCCAGGACAAGCUGUCUUUGUCAGUGUAAGUCAUUGCAAAACAUUCAAUGUGAUUUCAAUUUUUAAAUUUCUUUUAAAACGCAUCGCUUCUAUUUUAUUUAGGGUAAACAGGGCCGAAUUGGUUUCCCGGUAUGUAUAUAUAAAGCUUGCAUUCCUUACAGAUGAAAGUUGAACACUUUUGUUUCGUUUAGUUUGGUUUGAUUUGGUGCAGUUUAUUUAUAGUUUCAUUUGAGAUGUGAUAUCGUACACCGUUUCAGCUGUUUUUAAUUCAUUUUGUUGGAAGCAGUCUUAAUUUGGCUGCAAGGUUGUUGAUCUCAACACGCUUGUAACAAGUUGUUGCAACGACUUGUUAUUUUGAUCUAGACAAAAAUUUCAUCACAGCUUGAAAGAGCAUCACAAAAUUAGUAAUAUUCCAAAGUUUCGUUGCGAAAUGCUGUAAAAUGCGGAUAAUAUAGCCAUGCGAAGUUUGCCGUUUUUCAGUCAUUUUGUAUUACGCACGGGAAAUUGACAGUCCAAUCGGGUGUUGGGGCAACAAUUUCCCGUUUGUAAUACAAAAUGACUGAAAAUUGCAAAUUUCGCAAGGCUAUAUUAUCCGCAUUUUACAACAUUUCGCAACGAAACUUUGGAAUAUUACUAAUUUUGUGAUGCUCUUUCAAGCUGUGAUGAAAUUUGGUCUAGAUCAAACUUUAGUCUAUAAUGCAAAUGUCCAUUUAGUCCCGCUAUGCAAAUUCAAAAUUAUCAUUAUUCAUUUUUUUAGAAAUUGAUUGCUGCAGCAUGAGCUCCACCUUUGAAUUUACUAUAUGAGUAAAUUCUUAAACACGUCCGAAUUUAUCAUUAUGAUAAAUUCGCGACACAUUUUGAAUUUAUCAAUAGAGUUAAUCAUAAAACCACAAGCAUUAGACAAGAUUUCUUGUUAUAAAUGUAAUGGCACUAAAAGGGAGGCUGUUCGCGCGGGGCUGGGGAGUUCUUCAAGUCCUCCAGCCUCCAGAAAAGUUUUAAAAAGUUUUAAAAGAGUUUUGAAAAGCAAGAAAAGUUUAAAAAGUUAGAUUUUUAAAAAAGUUAAAAAAAUUUAAAAAGUUAAAAAAGUUAGGGUUAGGGGUUAGUGGUUAGGGGUUAGUGGUUGGGGUUAGGGUUAGUGUUAGGUGCCGCGAAUUUAUUAUUAUGAUAAAUUCAAAAUUUGCCGCGAAUUUAUCAUAAUGAUAAAUUCGGACGUGUUUAAGAAUUUACUCGUAUAGUAAAUUCAAAGGUGGAGCUCAUGCUGGAUUUGUUUUCACAGGCCCAAUGAACACGAAAAUAUUUGCAUAGCGGGACUAUAAAUCGUCGGGCUGCCUACGCUACUGGUUGUGAGUGACAACCUCGAAGCGACUUGACUGAUAAAAUAACAGCAUUGUUACACAACUUGUUGACAACCUUGCUAUAAGCCUGUUGCGAACUCAUCUUGUUGACAAAUUGUAAGAUUUUUACGUGCAUGUCGACAAAAAAAUUUAUGCACAAUAGUACAAAAUUAAAACGAUUUGCCAGUUGAAUGUAACCUGUACACAAAAACUGAUAACUGAUUUUUGUUGUUUCUACUGCAGGGCAAAAUAGGCCAACAGGGCGAAAAGGUAAGAACAUAUUUAUAUAACCAUGCAGUGUGCUCCAUAUAGGUUUUUUCGUAUUGAUAAAGAUCAGGCUUUUAGCUGAUAAAUGAAACCUUUAUGGAAUGACUGCGAUACAAAAUGACCAGAUGUGAUCUGAUUUAAAGUGAUCGGUUCAAUUCGUAUUUUUCCACCUUUGGAAUUUAAAUGUUCUUCUAAUUUUCGAACAUUUGCCCAAAUGUUUGUUGUCCAUUUCAGAAACGUAUGCCAUUGUAAGUCCAGUCUGCAAGCUUUCAGUGUCGUAAAAUGUUUUAACCACUCAAUUUCGACGUAAAAUGGACCAUUUGCAUUAUAGACUAAAUUUUGAUCUAGACAAAAAUUUCAUCACAGCUUGAAAGAGCAUCACAAAAUUAGUAAUAUUCCAAAGUUUCGUUGCGAAAUGUUGUAAAAUGCGGAUAAUAUAGCCAUGCGAAGUUUGCCGUUUUUGAGUCAUUUUUUAUUACGCACAGGAAAUUGACAGCCCAAUCGGGUGUUGGGGCAUCAAUUUCCCGUUUGUAAUACAAAAUGACGGCUGAAAAUUGCAAAUUUCGCAAGGCUAUAUUAUCCGCAUUUUACAACAUUUCGCAACGAAACUUUGGAAAAUUACUAAUUUUGUGAUGCUCAUGAAAUUUUUAUCUAGAUCAAAAUUUAGUCUAUAAUGCAAAUGGUCCAUUGCGAGUAAAAGUUUAUCAAAACUUGAUGCUUACACAUACGUUGCGCCAUGUUUAUUCAAGGACUUCAAUUUGACUCCCAAAUGAGAACAAUUUCAAUACACAGACAAUAGCUUCACAUGCAAUUCCCAACGGUGGAAAAAUGCAAUUUCGACCGACCUUUUUAAAUCGGAUUAAAUUUGGCUAUUGUUGAUCGCAAUGACACAAGCAUUCGACAGCUAAAUGCGUGAUCUUUAUUGGUAUGAAAAAGUAAAUAGAUGUUUUCGUAAUAUACCUGCACGAUAUCAUACCAUGGUAUUUUAACAAAUGUUAAGGUUUUUGAUAGGGCUUCUCAAACAGACCAUUUACGAGUGAGUUUUCUAAAGACGAUCAAACUUGCACCAGUCCGAAAAGACGAAUGCAAUUUGAUAUCUUUGAAAAACAUUGUCUACCGCAAUGAAUGCGCAAUGAAUGUCUCCCACGGGAGAGGGGGUGGCGGCUUUGUAUUCCUUUGGAAAUUUUUUCUUGACCUCAUUAAAUUAACUGUGGUUUUGAUUACGUCAGGAGUUGGGUUAACCAUAUAAAACUACUCUAAAAUGACCGAGUAACAAUCCAAACUUUGUUUGAAAUGUUUGUAAUAAUUUCUAAAAUUCAGACAGCAAUCAGAAAUGAAGUUUUGGACCCAUGUUGAUCUCUCGCUUUCAACGUAAAAAAUUAGCGUGACCCCUCUCUUGACGUAACAUGCAUGUCCUCAAUAAUCCAAGAUGGCGAACAGCUCGGUCGAAAUAUUUUGAAGACUAAGCAAGAUAUAAACAAUCUGUAAUAGAGUUUAUGUAGUUAAAAGAGUUCUUUCAAAUGAACUAAACUAUUUUUUAUUAAUUGCCAAUGUCCUUUGACUUGAAUUAGUUGUAUAUUGAUAUCAGUGUAUUUCAUCUCUAGGGUGAACCAGGUGUAGGUGAACCCGGACCCCCAGGGCCCCAAGGCCCACCCGGCCAGCCUGGAUCCUUGCUCACAAUGUUCAACUCAAGUACACGUCGAGGCCCACAGGGUCUACCGGGUCUUCCAGGUAGACCUGGGUUCAAUGUAACUGGACCGCGGGGUAGAUUGGGAUUUCCUGGAGCGAGAGGAGUCAAGGGGGAUACUGGAGUACCAGGAGAGAAAGGAGCGACUGGGGAUAUUACGGUAUGUAUGUGAUCAUUGCUGUCUGUUUUGUUUAUAAAGCCUUGAACAAUAAUGUUGACUUUAAUAUGGAAGAAAUUAAAGGAAGUGAUUUACACUGUCAUGAUACAAGAAAUAUAAAACAGUUUGUAAGACUCCCCCUUUGUAGAACCAAUUAGGGACAACAAAUAUCGCACUAUAUGUUUUUUAAUGAAUGGAAUAAUCUUCCGCCAUUUGUUAAAGAUUCCAGUAGCUUUUUAGCUUUUAAAAACAAAUAUGUUUCAGUAUGUAAUGAAUAACUUGUUAUCUUAGUGUUUUAAGUUUGGACUUAAUUGACCAUUUAAUUAACUUUUUGAAGACUUUGAACUUUCUUAAGAUGUCUAAUUAAUUAUUAAUGUUUUUCAUAAUCUUGUUGCAAAUAAGGUGUAUUCUGUUUGGAGUAGAUAGCAAUAAUUGUAGCCAGUAUUUUAUGUAAAUAAUUAUUUCGUCCUUAUUUGAAGAAUCUUAUGAAAACCAUCUUUGAUGAUAAGGCGUUCUCACAAAAGAUUGUUUAAAUAAAUAAAUUGGGGAGAUAAGUUUUGCUUUCAUGAGAAUUCCGCAAUGUUUCAGAAACAUUCGGCUCACAUGCACACACAAGUAUCGAGAAUAGUCCCUCACCCCGUCAAAUGUUGUAUACAUAUUUGAAUUACGUGCGGGAAAAAUAACCAUUUCUAAAGGCUGAUUUCCACUGUUGCGUUUUUCGUACGCACGUACACGCACGAAAAACUUUGAAUCGUUCUAUUUUUUAAAUAUUUUACUGAAAUAAGUUAACAAAUGCAUACUAAAACUUGCGGAACACUAAAUUCUGUUGCUUUAUUUAUUUGGUUAUUUGAUAAGUAACAUUUAAACGGAUUUAAAGUUUUACGUGCGUAUACGUACGUAUGAAAAACGCAACAGUGGAAAUCAGCCUUAAAGCCGAAAGUGGUUUUUGGCUGUAUGAAAAAUUCAACCUUAUCCAGUAAUUGUUAACUAUCUGCUUUUCAGGCUAUACUUGGUCCCAGAGGUGCUCAGGGACCGCAAGGCUUAAAGGGCCAACAGGUUCGUUAAAGUAUAUUACGACUUCUCUUUCGUUUUCUGCCGUUGUCUUUCUUUCGACUUAUACUUAAUAACCGACCGUGCCUACAACGCGCGCAAGCCAGUGAGCUAUAUAUAUACAAGCAAAAAAGGUUGAACUUCAAAAAUCACAAACCUUGAACAUUGCGUGCAAGGUAUGAUAGGUAUUGCUUAUUUGGAGCCUAAGAUUGCAUAUUAACUUAGUGAAUCAAAUAGCCCCACAUCGAAAGUGAUCAUUAAGGGUUGAUUCCACGAUGGCGCAAUUCUUCGCGCGAAAUCGUGUCCCCACUGCGAAAUAUGGAUGGAUGCACAUGAGUGAUUCUAUUGAAUUUGUCCGCUCUUUUCGCUUUCGCGGUGAGUAGAACUAACUUCUACUCACUGGCGAAGCGAAAUUGUUUCUCGCGAAGCCUAACUUAUCUUUUCUGCGCAUGCACGAUUUCAUUUCGUGCGACCGAUUUUCGCAUUUCGCCGAGAAAAAGCACUCGUGGAAUCAGGCCUUUAUACGGGUAAUAACCGUAUAUUACAAAGCAAAUUUCCCAACUCAAAAUGAAAAAUUACCCAUUAUACCUUGCGCACUCAAUGUUUAAGGUUUAUAUUUUUUGAUGAUUUAAAUGAAAAGUGAAGCUUAGCUAAUUACUUAUUAUGGAUUAUAAUUUAUUAGGGUGAUCCCGGAGUCCAAGGUGAAUAUGGUUUCAAAGGAGAGCCUGGGCUCAAGGUAGGAAUACAACAAUGACAGCAUUGCGUUAGAAAAACUAACUUUAAUUUAUUUAUACUGAGUGGAAACAUCCCUAUCUGCAUCGAGAAUUACUUUUUAUAUAUUUCUUCAAGCUUUUUCAGGAUUCUUCCCAACUUAUUCAACUACAAUAUUUUUGAUGAAUUUAUCCUGAACAAGUUGUAGCUGAGUUGACUCGACUCGUUUGCGUCAAAAAUCAACAAGACGAGUCACUUGGGACUGUCGACUCGAGUUAUUUUUCGUAUUCGAGUCGAGUCGCACAAAAUGAUUCGAGUCCGAGUGAAUUGGAAUGACUCGACUUGUUACAACACUGUGUUUAACACUGAGUCAGUCGCCUCAAACGUUUCUUACAAAUCCUUCAAAACUUAGAAUUUACCUAUGCAAAAUUCCUACUGUGAUCACAGAAUUACUUUGAGUAACUACAUCUUAAGCUGCCGGACGGAGAAAAGCUGUGCUGUUUGGUAGAGUCAAACUGGAAGCACUAUCCUCACAUGUGAAUAAGGGAAAUUAUAAUCAGACAUGAUCUAGAUAUCUCUAUCUAUUUGCUCAUAAUUUCUGAUUUCGAUUUUCAGGGUAACGCCGGUGAAAAAGGUGACCAGGGACCUUCUGGAGUUGAUGGGGCAGCAGGGCAACCUGGGAAAAGUAUUAAGGUAGAAUUAUUGUUUGAAGUAAAUAGUCCUUUUUUGGCUACAUUUCAAAUGGCGAUAUAUCUUGAGCACUAAC